Alnus glutinosa is the source of this 351-nucleotide messenger RNA. Its product is annotated as probable CCR4-associated factor 1 homolog 9. The coding region runs from base 1 to 351 and encodes 116 amino acids. Gene Ontology annotation, molecular function: poly(A)-specific ribonuclease activity; nucleic acid binding. The record is from RefSeq and is a predicted model, not a curated record. The transcript has a single exon. Lineage: Eukaryota; Viridiplantae; Streptophyta; Magnoliopsida; Fagales; Betulaceae. Gene Ontology annotation, cellular component: CCR4-NOT complex; CCR4-NOT core complex; P-body.
AUGGAGAUUGUUGUACGUGAGGUUUGGCAAGACAACCUUGAACAAGAAUUCUCUGAAAUCGCACGUGCUCCCCCCCAUCAUCGUUUCGUCGCCUUGGACACUGAGUUCCCAGGCCACGUCUACCUUGCUCCCUGCCGCAGUCACUCUAAACUAUCUCUCGUUGAGAAUUACCCAUCCAUAAAGCGCAACGUUGAUUCAAUUAGGAUUAUUCAAUUAGGUUUGACUACGUGCGAUGCCAACGGGGAUUCUUACUUUGUGUGGCUGUUCAAUUUCAGGGACUUCAAUAAGGAUACUGGUCUUUUCAAUCCGGACUCAAUUGCAUUACUAGAGCGCCAGGGAAUUGACUUCUAA